AUGGCGAACAAUGAGUGGACGAUUACAAGCAAGAAGAGACGGAGACACACAAGUAAUACCCCUGCACCACGCAAACGGACUCGAAUAUCAACGCCGAAUGGUGAACUCUCUCGAAGUGCGUCAGGACGCAAGAGCGGCCAAUCUACUUUGACUCAGGUCGAAUUUGUGAAGAGCUCCUCGUUCGAGAAUGAGAAUGUUGCACCUGAAUUACUGUUGCCAAUCGCCGAGCCGUCGUCUGAGACUGUGCAACGUCCAGUGGCAGUGUCAACUGAGGCCGGCGGACUACAAAGAGACUCGACCUUGACUCAGCUCGAUUUCGUGAAGUCCCUAUCUGCUGGUGCUGGAAAUAAGGAUUCCGGGCUGAAUGUAGGAACCACACUCGAGGAACCUGUCUCUACGCGAAGGCCCAAAUCGCGGGUUAAACGACGAUCAUUGAAAAAGCAAGACUCUACACUGACACAAAUGGACUUUUUCAAGAACACAGAUACCAAUACCACAUCGAUGUUUGACGACGACGAAACUGUAUUGCAACUACACACAGAAUCAAAAAUUUCAAGACCUCCGUUCCAAUUAUUCGAUGGAGCUGGUGACACAGUAAUACUAGAGACCGUAGAAUAUAUGCGUCCUCCAGCUAGGCUCAAGACAGUAAAGCCAACCGCAAUUACUGAUGUGACAAGGCAGGAAGAGCCAGAGACUCAGGACUACCAACCUCCACAGCCUCGCAAGAACAGAAAAAUCGCAGAUCAGCAACUCGACCAUGGACAGCAUCCGCGCAGAUCUACCAGAAAGGUUUCUCGUAAUACAAUUUCAGACAGACCACCACUUCUCGUGCAGGAUUCGACCGAAUUCAAUUCAGUUGGGGAAGACCUACCUACUCUGGGUCAGCUGGCGGUUGGUCCAUCAACACCCUCCAGACCCAAGGACCGCAUUCCUUCAAGCCAGACGCCAGAAAGUGUCAAGUUGAGCACCACAAGACGGUCAAAAAGGCGAAGACCUCUCGCUGACCUCUCCGCAAACGUGCUAUUGUCUCCACGAAAGUUCUCUGCCAAGAGCCACGAGUUAUCUGGUCGGAAACCUGACAAGAAGUCUCCUCUACAUCGCAAGAUAUGCAUUCUGAAAGUUCCUCCUAGGGCUCUAUUGCCUCAGUCAAGCAAAAAGGAUCACGUAAAGGAUAUCUGGGCUGUCCCACUUACCUCAUCGUCCCAAGGAGGCAGUCGGAAUCAGUCUCAGCCGAAGCAAUCAGACCUGAGAGAGGUGGACAACAACAAAUCCGCAUAUGAUACACAGAAAUCCCUACCUGACCUUGACGAAAUUUUCCGCGAUCCUUCACGUCUGGUUAAGAGGACGACUCCAUCUAGCAAUCAGAUACAAGAUCUUCCUCUUCCCACGGAAGACAUGAACGCAAUAUUAGAAUUAGGAGAACUUAGCUCUGAUGAGUCAGAUCUUGGUUCACCUGUUCUCAAUGACAUACUUUAUGUCGCGGACCUUAAUCAACGUAUAUCGUCACCAACAAGCAAGGCGAAUAAUGAUGAGUACCGCCUGAAGCCAUUGACCCACCCAAACGUCGUUUCGCAUAUUUCUCCUGUGCGGAAAGACUUUGCGAGCAUAACCAACCAUGGAUCUCCCAUUGUUCUGUCACCCCUGCCAGUACCUCGUCUUGUGCCAAGUCCUAUGCGUAGGAUAUCACAGCAGAACCGUCACUCUGCGCUAAAGAAUCUGUCUUCUGGCCUUACAGAUGACACUACUGGAACGUCUAAGAGAGUAAGGAUAACACAAGUCCCACUCAACGAUACCGCGGAGUAUCACAAAACUUCUUCUUCUUCGAGUCCUCUAUUGCCACCAGCCUUUGUCUCGGGUAUGCAGAGAAGUGUUUACCCAGCAUCUUUACCACACCCUUCUCAAGUCUCCACUCAGGCUCCCUCGACACAGGCUAUCUUCCCCACAACACCAGUACACCACGGAUCACGCGAUGCUGUCGUAGAGCGAAUCACAAUCGAAGAUUCAAGCUCUCCACAAAAUCUGCGCAGUCGGGCUCAGCAGAUCCUGGACAUUGAAGAUGGACCAAGCGCACACGUUAGUUAUGAUAAAGACGAGCAUUCACAAGAGGAAGAGGAUACUAUUACGCAGACGCCGACACAAAAGUCUCGGAAGGACCUUCUACAGCAUCGCAUGACUACCCAGUCCUCGCCAGUAAUCUUGAACGCUACUACGAGGUCACAGCGAGAUGCAGAGCUGGAAAUUAUUGCAUUGUCCUCGUCCUACCACACGCAACUUGCGCAAGAGCAUAACUUGACCGACGCUGAUCCGAGUCAACCGUAUGAUACUCGGGGAAAACUUCCACAACCACGAGUCGAUCUCGAUGCUGCACCCGAAUCAAAUGACGAAAUUCCUUCCUCCUCGAUUGCCUCUUCUGAUCUUCUUUCACCUUCUCCACCACGGAAUCUGAAACGAAAAUAUAGUCCGAUCCCUGGGUUUGACAAUGAAACUCAGGCAGAUUUCACACAGGGCGGCCAUGUCACAGCUGCAUAUAUCCAUAAAGGCAGAGAACAAGGUUGGCUGCCUAAGAACUAUACACCCAGACCUUACAAAGCCAAGAACUGGAAAGGAAAAGCCACCUGA
Messenger RNA from Lithohypha guttulata, 2619 nucleotides. RefSeq lists its product as uncharacterized. The record is from RefSeq and is a predicted model, not a curated record. The transcript has a single exon. Bases 1 to 2619 code for a protein of 872 amino acids. NCBI's taxonomy places the organism in Eukaryota, Fungi, Ascomycota, Eurotiomycetes, Chaetothyriales, Trichomeriaceae.